Melanaphis sacchari is the source of this 593-nucleotide messenger RNA. Its product is annotated as acyl-coenzyme A thioesterase 13-like. The record is from RefSeq and is a predicted model, not a curated record. Gene Ontology annotation, molecular function: fatty acyl-CoA hydrolase activity. The coding region runs from base 69 to 518 and encodes 149 amino acids. NCBI's taxonomy places the organism in Eukaryota, Metazoa, Arthropoda, Insecta, Hemiptera, Aphididae. The transcript is spliced from 3 exons.
UUAUGCUUCAAUAGUUUUGAUUUUCUCACGUUGUUUAUUUUAUUAGUCUGAAUUUAUUAAAUAUUAAAAUGAAUUCCAACAAAGCAUUAGAAACAGUACGAAAAAUUUUGAAUUUUUCAAUCAAACGUAAUGGACAUGAUAGAGUUUUGGAAAAGGUGAAUAUAACAUCAGUUGGAAAUGGCCAAUGUAUUGCUGAGAUGGUUGUUGAAAAACAACAUACAAAUGCGUAUGGUACACUUCAUGGAGGUUUUACAGCUUCCGCUGUAGAUAUUUUGUCUAGUAUGGCUAUGUUGACUCAUCCACGAGUUGUUGAAAACAUUGAUUCAGCACCUAACAGUGGUGUUUCAGUUGAUAUUCAUAUUUCGUAUUUAAAUUCAGCAAAAAUUGGUGACCGAGUAGUUAUUAAUUCUGAAACUAUUAAACUUGGAAGAAAUUUAGCAUUUCUAAAAGUAACAUUGCUCAGGAAAGAUGAUAAUGUUGUUAUAGCUCAAGGUACACACACUAAAUUUGUGGGAUGAUAUGAAAUAUUUGGUACAUUAUGUAAAAUGAAUUGUUUGAAAACAAAUAAAUGUUAUGGUAAUAAUUUGUUAGUA